This is a messenger RNA of Marchantia polymorpha subsp. ruderalis, 3534 nucleotides long. The record is from the annotation of a GenBank genome assembly. Lineage: Eukaryota; Viridiplantae; Streptophyta; Marchantiopsida; Marchantiales; Marchantiaceae.
GAUUCUAUCUGAAGUUUUGUUGAUGAUCUGGUGAAGUCCUUUGGCACAAUAUUGGAGCCGUCGGUGAAGAGGUUACUACCAACGCGAGAAAGCGAGUGGAGUUGAAUCUGGAUGCCUGUGGCGACUGGAGCAUGCUUUGAAGGCUUGUCUGCCUCAUCACCCUGGUUUGACAUUGAUCUCGAUAGAUAACUCAGAAGGUUGCAAAUUGUGGCUGACAGACGUCCAGUCGACUAGCAACGGAGGCGUAUGUGUCUUACCAGAACUCUGUGCUAUACCCUAGGAAGGUUUUAGAUGGCAACAGACGACUAAGGGUAGUGGAAUCUGGUGAAAUUCUCUGAUUUAUAUUUGAAUUUAUAUCUGCAACUUCUGUAAAUUUUUCAAAUAGCUCCGUGAAGAAUCACUUGCUCGAUUCAAACGUGUAGAAGCGUUAGUCAGUGUACGGUGCGUACACGACGCACUGGCAGAGAGUAUCGGGUCAGUCGGCUUUAGGGUUUCGGUUGAACUCGACUGUUGGUUGUUAUUAUCAGCGCGACGGCCAGGCUCGUCGCGACGAGCAUUCUCUAUAAAGUAGCAAACCACGUUACAUUUGUGUGAUUCUCUCUAAGGUCUUGUUGGUGUUCUGGUGAAGUCCUCUGGCAUAGUACUGGUGCCGUCAGUGAAGAGGUUACUACCGACGCGAGAAAGCGAGUGGAGUUGAAUCUGGGUGCCUGGAGCAUGCUUUGAAGGCUUGUCUGCCCAAUCACCCUGGUUUGACAUUGAUCUUGGCAGAUGACGCAGAAGGUUGCAAAUUGUGGCUGACAGACGUCCAGUCGACUAGCAACGGAGGUGUAUAUGUCGUAUCAGAAUUCUGUGCUAAACCCUAGGAAGGUUUUCGAUGGCAACAGACGACUAAGGGUUGUGGAAUCUGGUGAAAUUCUCUGAUUUUACUUGAGUUUAUUUCUGCAACUUCUGUAAAUUUUUCAAAUAGUUCCGUGAAGCACUUGCUCGAUUCAAACGUGUAGAAGCGUUAGUCGGAGGUAGGAAGGGAAGGAGACAUGGAGCACAUCUAGGACAUGGUAAGGUAUUGACAAGCUUGAUUUCCGAACCGUGGCUUCUUGUUCCCGAUCCUCCUCCUCCAGCCGUUGCUGCAGAGCAUAUGCUACAUCCUUCUCGGACUGUGGUUGGGAGUCGUCCCCACUCUGCAUCUCACCCGGCGACUGCUGUUGCUUUGGUUUGACUUCUUUUCCUCUCAUCUCAAGCUGGACUUGAGUUGGGAAUUGACCGAAACGUUCCUUGCGGGGAGAGAGUGGAGUGCAGCUUUCAACCUCUAGUGGUUCACGACGCUCCGGAUCGUGGCGCUCUCGACCGCAAGAGGAAUAAUUCUUUGGAUACUUAGAAUAUUGAUAUUGUGUAAAAGUUUUAUCAUCAGGAUUCAAUAUAUUAUAGAAUUGUUUUUGUUAUUUAAUUUAAUUAUCUAAUUUUUAUUUAAAUAAAGUAAUAUAAUAAAUUAAUAUUAUAUUUUUUAAUUUUCUAUUGAUAAAUAAUACUGAAUAGUAAUAUAUAAUUAUACUUUUCAUUCAUUUUUAAAUUCAUUCAAAUAAUAUUUAAAGGGAUAUGUAAAUAUAAAUAAAAUCAUUAUACAAUUAUUAUAAUAUUAAUAAUUUUAUUUAAAACUAAUAAAAUAUGUUCAUUCAUACAAAUUCAUUUAUACAUAGAAAAUUGGAGCAUGUGCUAUUUUCCGAUACCUCUGAAGAUACGCCUGUGGAUCGUUUCUGUACAUACGUUCAAAUGGACGUAUAUCGUCACGUGACCUAAUAAUCUCGGAAAUAUAUUCUCGCGGAAAUCCCCGAUGAGGGGACGUGGUUGCGGAAUGUGGCGAAAUAUUCUCGAAUAUUUCUCUAAACCGCAACGACUCACUCAAGGGAAAUCCAGAAGGGAAAAAAGAAUCUGCUUCCAUGCAAAAUUGUCUGCAAGCGGCUGUACUUGGAAAGUGUAUAAAACCAUGAUGAUUUCUACCAUCAUCAUCGAAAAUGAAAUAAUUAUAUAGACCACUAACAACACUGAUGUCUACGGCCAUUUCAGAGAGUGCCAAAUGUUCCAAGAGAGGUAAAGUGACAAUAUUGCGCGCUCGCAAAGGACUAGAGGAUGAAUAGAAUAGCCCCGCACACCCUUUCAGAAGACGCCUCGUCGGCCAAACGUUGCUGACUCUGCACAGGCCCCGCAAGAAGACCAACGCAAUGAGGAGCCACACCGCGCCCCCGACGGUCAUCGUGGUCGUCAUGUUAGCCUCCAGGUCGCCGACCGUGGUCAUGGACGCGAACCCCGCUGCGCCGAACGCUCCCAGCACGAACGCAGCCGACACCAACAACAGGACGGCCGUCACGGCCAACCAGUCGCGAACUCGCGCCACGGCGUCUUCUAUGAACAAGUCCGCCACAGGCAAGACCGCUCCCGCUCCGGCCAUGACGGCGGCGAUGGCGAACGAGAAGGACAAGCUGUUGAAGCCCCAGAAGAUGCGCGCGAUCCUUCUCGUGUGAUCGUCGUGGUCGCCCAGCGGAGGCUGCAGCCAUCCUCCGUACGUCACGCUGGCGAUGAGGGCAGCGCCGACCAGAAUGGCGUUUGCGGCGUCCACGUACACCUGUCGAUCGCGAUACAUGCGAUCGAUUCUCUUCUCCACCCUUGGAUCCGACGUGAGAACGCCCUCCACUUCCAGCAUUGUUUCCCGUCUCUGCACGUCGCCUGCGGUCGACCGCGCCGCUGCAUGCACGUGGUGAACUGCGGUCUUACCGUCGACAUCCUUCUCGUCGAGUUUGAUAUUUCUUUUCAGGAGAAGGGUGACGACGCCCGACGCACCGACGUGUACGGCCCAAUGGAGCGGCGUGUAACCACAACAGUCCUUGGCGUUCAGGUCUACGUUGGAGUUGCUGAGGAGGAUUGCAACUACAUCCUCCCCCUGCCUGUACCGCCGAGCGCAUGCUAAGUGCAAUGGCGUGCGGAAAGAGAAAUCACCCACAUUGACUGACGCGGAAUAAGAGCUGCUCUCAACAAGCAUUUUCACGAGCUCUUUGUCCUCCAUGAGGACAGCAUAGUGCAACGGAGUCAGGCCAUAAACAUCUUUGUGCCAAUUAACCCCAAGUGAUACACAGUACUCUAGUUUAUCCUGCUCUUGCAGUAGAUAUUUUACUAUAUCUUCUUUUUUAUUCAACACAGCAACAUGGAGCGGCGUGCGCCGAAAUACUGGUGACUUGACAUUACUCACCAGAGCUUUCAUCCUGUUCAGAAGAGCACGGCACAGCUUCUCAAAACUGAAAGAAUUAUUGAAUUUAUCUUCUAAUGGGACUACCAAAUCCUCUCUAUUUAUUUUGUCCAUAGUAUCUUGUGAAAAUUUUCGAAGAAAUUCAGCAUUUUUUAGCUUUAAAAUUUUACCUAUAGAUCCGUAAUCUUUAGAAAAAUUUUUAUACCGAAAUAUAGAUCGGUAUAAUGAGUAAAUUAUUUUGACAAUACAGAUAUAUAGAUCAGGAUCCUCACCUAUUGGGUCGAACCAUCUAAAUUGAG